AUGCAAUUGGCAGCGUUUCUAUUCUUUUCCUGUCAUUCUAGCAACUUUAUAGAUGAUCCGAUUUCUGCAAAAUAUUCGAGUCUGGAAUUGGCAAAACGCUUGAAAAUUUCUCAGCACUGCAAAUAUUUUUUGCAAAAUAAUGAUACUUCUUCUUUAAUGAAUGAUAGUAUAUACGAUAAUGUAUGUGAUGCAAUCAAGCAACCUCCAAAGUUGCUCGUAUCACGUUUAAAUGACGCAGAGGAUAGCAAUUCUAGUGUUGCGAUUGUUAAUUCACUAGAUGCUAAUACAGUAUCAACUAAUCAAAAUAAUAAUGCUUACCUAUGGAUUUGUGAUAAUUUCGUUUUAAUGACUGGUUCGUACAAGCCACCAAAUCAGCGUCCUUUCAAGCCUAUUCCGAUCAUAUUUUUCCAUUUAAAUUUGCUUACUUCAUUGAAAAAAUCUUUUAAAUUUCCUGUGAAAAUCAGCUCAUCAGGUGAGAUUCACACCGAUGGCAGCACCGGAGUCCGUACUCCACCGCCACCGUCUCCGCGGUCAAAUUUGGAAAAACAACCGCCAUCAACAGUACUUACGUCAGAUUUGUUUGCUUUUAGCGCUGGACGUGUACCGCAGCGAGCAGAAAGUUGCGAAGAGUUAGACGUUGCAUUUACGGAGCAAACAAACGAGGAAUUGUAUUCACAAAAAAAGCAAAAAGCCGAGUUAUUUGUUAUAUCUCAUUUUUUAUUAAUUGGAAAUUUAAUGGCCUCUUUACAAAUUCAAAAUAAAAAUUUCUCGGCAAGUGCAGCUUUUUAA
Thelazia callipaeda (thelaziosis nematode) is the source of this 789-nucleotide messenger RNA. The record is from the annotation of a GenBank genome assembly. NCBI's taxonomy places the organism in Eukaryota, Metazoa, Nematoda, Chromadorea, Rhabditida, Thelaziidae.